Capsicum annuum is the source of this 2269-nucleotide messenger RNA. Its product is annotated as growth-regulating factor 1. The transcript has 4 exons. Gene Ontology annotation, biological process: regulation of DNA-templated transcription; DNA-templated transcription; developmental process. Gene Ontology annotation, molecular function: ATP binding. The record is from RefSeq and is a predicted model, not a curated record. Gene Ontology annotation, cellular component: nucleus. NCBI's taxonomy places the organism in Eukaryota, Viridiplantae, Streptophyta, Magnoliopsida, Solanales, Solanaceae. The coding region runs from base 292 to 2028 and encodes 578 amino acids.
AAAAUAGUCUAAUUAUACGUUAGGAGGUUAAUGAAAGUGAGCUUCAUUUAGGGAAACAAAAGUAGAUAUAUAUGGACUAACAUGUCUCCAGUGGCCAAGAUGUAGAAGAUGGUUUUGCCCUUUGUAUUUUACUCCUUUUGUCCCCUCUAUCUCUCUCCCAAAACCAACUCCGAAAUAGCUAACACCUAGGCUAUUCUUUCUUAUUUUUUCCGCCCCUUAUUUUUCUCUCAACUUUUUUUGCUGUAUCAUGCUCUUUUGCAACUUUGUUACUGUUGUACUUUUCUUUAACUUAUGGAUUUUGGUGGGUUAGUGACAAUGGAGGCUGUAACUGUCCAAGAGUCUGAAACUACUAGCAACUCCAAUGGAUCUGGACAACUUAGAAAAGAGAGAUCUGGUCCUCGUGAUGACAACACUUGGAGGUCCUGUAAAGUCACUAAACCUGCAGAUGACUUUUCUACUCCUGCUAAUUUUUUUAUGAGAUCUGCUUCCCCAAAUGAUGGACGUGGUCGCUCUACUAUGCUCAGUUUUUCAUUUCCAAAGUCUGAAGAAAUCCCUUUUCUUUGUACUACCAACAAUGUUCCUGCUCAAGACUCAGCUAGAACUCUUGCUUUCCCAUUGUUUGAUUCUGGAUCCCACUACAGCAGAGCUGCUUCAGCUUAUGCCUCUGCCUCUGGAGGGUCAAACGAAAGCUCGCGUGGACCUUUUGCCAGGUUCAGAGGUCCAUUUACUCCUUCUCAGUGGAUGGAGCUUGAACAUCAGGCUUUGAUCUAUAAGCAUCUCGUGGCAAAUGUUCCGAUCCCUCAUCAGUUGCUAAUUCCUCUUAAGAAGUCUCUGAACCCAUAUGCAUUUUCUGGCUUGUCCGCCGGACCCUACGCCUCCAAUUGGGGCUGGGGUACUUUCCAUCUUGGUUUCGCUGGCAACACCGAUCCCGAGCCUGGUAGGUGCCGUCGAACAGAUGGAAAGAAAUGGCGGUGCUCGCGAGAAGCUGUCCCUGAUCAGAAGUACUGUGAAAGGCACAUAAAUAGAGGCCGACAUCGUUCAAGAAAGCAUGUGGAAAGUCAGAAUGGCCAUGUUGUCUCUGGAUCCACCACUUCAAAGGUGGCAUCGGUCGCACCCUCAUCAUCAGCGUCGGUGAUACCCAGCAGCGGCACAUCCAACAACCUUGGUGCUGUUCAGCACCAAUUCAAUAACUUGCAGCCCAGCGCUGCCAAUCCUUCCACUGAACAGCUUGUCAACAGAAUGAAAGAUCAUAAAGGUGUCAAUAUGAUAUCUCCAACAAUUGGUUUGAAGCCCAAGGACUUGGCUAUUUCAGUUCAAAAGCAACAUAAUGGAUUUGAGCUAUCCUCGCAGACAGAUUUUGGACUAGUUUCGUCGGAUUCCCUUCUCAAUCCUUCACAAAGAAAUUCCUUUGUAAAUCCUAAGAAUGCUAAUGCUUUCCUAGAUUUCAAUGACCAAGAACAAAGUGAACAACAUCCAGUUCACCAUUUCAUUGAUGGAUGGAACAAGGAACAGUCGUCACGCGCCUCUGCAUCUUGGCCAGAUCAACUAAAUUCAGACUGGACUCAACUGUCCAUGUCCAUUCCCAUGGCUGCCUCAGAUUUCGCAUCCUCAAGUUCUCCUCGGCAAGAGAAACUCACUCUUUCACCUUUAAGGUUAUCUCGUGAUCUUGACCCCAUCCAAAUGGGCUUGGGAGUUGCGAAUAGCUAUGGCGAAGGUAUGCAAAAGACAGCUAAUUGGGUGCCAGUAUCCUGGGAAAAUACCCUUGGUGGUCCAUUAGGUGAAGCCCUGAAUAAUACUGCAGGGAGUGCAGGAGAUGGCAAGAGUGCCUCAGCUUUCAACCUGGCAACAGAGGUUUGGGAUAACAGCCCUCCAUUUGGAUCAUCUCCCACAGGUGUCCUGCAGAAGUCAACCUUCGUUUCACUCUCAAACAGCAGUUCAGGAGGUAGUCCACGAGGUGACAGCAAGAAGGUUCAUGAGGGUAUUGGCAUGUGUGAUGAGGUGAUUGGUUCAACAUUGGCGUUCCCUUGAUGUAAGCCCCUCAGUGUUUGAUUGAGAAAACACACCAGCAGUGUACUUGGCGGAUCCAGAACAGUGUUUAUCUCCUCAAUUUGAUGUUUCUUCUUAAAGACACUUUUCACAUUCGAUAAGUAUGUCCUGUUGUAACUUAAACAGACAUUUGAUGUUAGCUUUUUUCCAUCCGGAGAACUCAAUGUAUUUGUGAUUGUUACCUUGUUUUUUCCUGUAAAAUUAAUGUGUAACUCUCGUUUUC